AUGAGGUGGUUAUCAGUGGAAGCAUUUAUAAUCCUGCUUGGAAGCAACAUUGUAGCAUCCAAUUCAAUCUGUCCAAAUGAUCUGUCGGCAUAUUGUGAAUGUACAACCCAAUCCAACCAAGUCUACAUCUCAUGCCUGUAUCCUGAUCCUUUCAAUGUUACAAAGAUAUUGUCCACACCAUUGGACAAGUUACAACCAUCAUGGAUCAUUCAAUAUUUUGGAAUACCAAACAACAGCUUGAUAGAUCUACCUGAUGAUUACUUUGACGGCUUUCACACAAUAUCCGUUUUAGAUGUCAGCAGUAACCAUUUUACCUCUAUACCAAAGGCCUUGAAUCAAUUAUCUAAAACCACAGAGAUAAAUCUAUCAUUGAACCGGCUGGUCUCUCUCAACAUUUUGGAUUUAUCAGGUUUUAAAAGUCUAAGGAAAUUAGAUCUUUCAAACAAUAGCAUAACUGAUGUAGUUUUGACAACACCGGGUGUAACCAUGCCAACACUUAGGGAAAUUAACCUGAAUUCUAACAAUAUAACAAACUUUGACUCAAGAUCUCUUCUAACUUUUCCAAAUCUGAGAAAUCUGAUCAUGUCAAAAAACCCAAACUUUGAAGCCAUCAGUGAUGUAGAGUUUCCAGAACACAUGUCUGCCAUGAGAUUGGAAUCCAAUAGGAUAAAGACAAUUGAUGUUUGUAAAUUCCAGCUUCUGAAUGACCUUGAAAGCCUGAAUCUUAAUGACAAUGAUUUGGAGUGUACCUGUGAUUUCUUCAGCCUAUCUUUCUGGGUGGAGGCAAAUCGCGAUGAUGGCUUAGUGCAUGAGGUGCAUGGGACAAAACCAAACUGGGACUGUCUAGAAAAUGGCAUGACUGUCAAUUUAUCAGAUUUCGGAGCUCGAAUGUGUAACAUUACCAGCAUUUUAUUAACAACAAACAUGUGUGCAGAAAUCCAACCAGUUCAACUGCCUAUCAUCUCCGAAUUUAGGGUAAUCAUCACAUCAGCUGAAAGUGAGAACAUUGUCCUGGAAUGGGACUCGCCAAACACAACAAUUUUGUAUGGAUUUGUUGUGAUAGUCAGCUCUGAUGAUGAGCCAUUGUACAAGUCUGCCAUUCUGCACCCAGAUACAUUAUCUCACUCUGUACAAGGGUCUGAUGUGAAGUCGGGUAACUUUAAGGUCUGUGUACAGGUUUUACUGUAUAAUGAUACCAUAGUCGGUAAGGAAGACUGCAAGACAAUUCAUAUCUUCUCCUCACAGAUUAUAGUUGGGAUACUGGCUGGAGUUGUCUUCAUUGUACCAUUCAUGGCCAUACUGUUCUGUAUCAUACGACUUGAUCGCAGAAACAUCAACCAAUAUUUACAUAUACAAGAAGAACUUAAUUUUGAUGCAAAUAAAACUGAUGCUGAGUCUGGAACCAAAGCUGAAAAGGACAGUCGUCAAACUGAUGAGAAAAAGUCAACCACCAACUCGACCCUUUCCUUCGCACCCUCAAAGACAUUACCCCCAGUGACAAGUACGGCGUCAGAGCCUGCAGCAGCAGAGUCGGGAACGCUUAACCCAAGCUUUGUAGAUGGGGAGAAAAUUACAGCUAAGGAGCCUGAAUCUACCAUAUACAUAACUAAAAUACCUGUAACACAUGAUCCAAAGUAUGGUGCCAUCUCAUCACAUUAA
Messenger RNA from Ylistrum balloti, 1659 nucleotides. RefSeq lists its product as uncharacterized. Lineage: Eukaryota; Metazoa; Mollusca; Bivalvia; Pectinida; Pectinidae. The record is from RefSeq and is a predicted model, not a curated record. Gene Ontology annotation, molecular function: protein binding. The transcript has a single exon. Bases 1 to 1659 code for a protein of 552 amino acids.